Messenger RNA from Mycena citricolor, 2822 nucleotides. NCBI's taxonomy places the organism in Eukaryota, Fungi, Basidiomycota, Agaricomycetes, Agaricales, Mycenaceae. The record is from the annotation of a GenBank genome assembly.
UUUGAGCGGACAAUUGGUUUCAUUUCUUCGUUCAAAAAAAGACGGCGACCAACAUGACAGGUACACGACGACAUACGCUAGAUCGCGAGAUGGCGGGAGAAACAUAGAUGGAUGGAUGGUACGACGGUGCUCUACAAAUGGAUGGGGGUUGGAGUGAGAUGGAGUGGAAAGGCAGGGAGCGAUACACGAGACACCGAAGGGAGCAGUAGGACACAUACAGACACAAAAAGAGGCUUCAUAAAUUCAUCAACGCGCUUACAUCGACUCGAAGGAAAAGACGGUGCCCUGCUUCGCCAGCAGAGCCUGCGCCAUCAGCGCGCGCUCGCGCCAGAUGGUCACCUCCGCCGUGAGCUCAUCCACCCGCCGCUCGAUGUGCUGCUGGUACUCGAGCUUGCGCUUGCGGCUCUUGCGCGCGGCGACUGUGUUGUGGCGCCGCUUGGCCGCAAUCGCGUCUUCGUCGCUGACGCUGGGCUCGACCUCGUCCGUGUCACCGACGAACGCUGUGCUGUGCAGACGCUUGCGGAACGCAUCUGGCACGGCCUUGCGGCUCGUCGCGCUCGGGGUGAGGUAGUUGCGCUUCUGGGUCGGGGCAUUGUCGUCGAUCAAUGUCGCAGGCGUGACAUUCUUACGCGUCCCAGUCGCUCCGAUGACAGGUCGACGAUGGAGGACGGGCGGAGGGGGGAUGACUGGGCCAGUCAUGGAGGGCGGGUCGAAUGAGUGCUGGUCGUUGAGCGCUGGGCUAAAAGUCCACAGCUUCGACAGAUCCACAUCGUUCGACUUAUCGACGUCGGAACGAGUCAUCGGUGCCGCGUAUGACUCGUCGAUGCCACCGAACAGGGCAUCUCCGUUCAAGAAGUCAUCACAGUCGUUGAUCAGGGGAGAGUCCUCGACGCCCAAGUAUGGGGUGCCCAUCUCAGAGAUCGGAGUCAUCUCAGGGCUGGUGCCAUAAUCAGAGAUCAUGGGCGAGAAGGGGGAGGAGAGGAAGGGCGAGGCGGUGAGGAAGCCGGCAAAGAGAGGUGCUGCGUCGGCGGUCAAGAUGUCGCCCAUGGGUAUAACGGGUUCGUCGCCAAAGGACCCGACGGAAAAGUCAUCGUCGAGACGGAACUCGGGUGACGCUAGGGCAGAUCCCGAGUCAGAAGACAACGACGACGGGGGAGUCAACAUGGGGGUCGCAGUACCUUGGAUUUCGGCCAGCAGAGCAUCUACGUCCGCGAGGACCUGGCUCGGUGCGACCGUAGUCGCGGCGGGUGCGUUUGUGCUUGACAUCGUAGGGGCAGAAGCUGUGCGUUUUACAGACGGUGGUGGAGGUAGUGUGCCGGGUAAAAGGUGUCCAUAUGGACGGGAGUUGCUGUCGCUUAUCGGAACAUGUUGUGGAGAGGCGCUCAGUGUUGAUGAAAACCCAGUGAAGAGAGGUGCUGGUGAUGGUGGACGGAAGGAGAACGACUUGUUUAACACUGGUACGACAUCUUUAUCUUUGGUGGUUGAGAUGUUGCUGGAGUGGGCGGGAAUGGCGACGACUGUUUCGGGGUAAGACUGAUGUGUUGUGCGCGACAGCGCGGACAGUGGCGCCGGGCUACGUCUGGAAACCCGAGUCAGCCUUGAGUUCAACAAUAGAUCGUCGUCGUCGGAUUGGACGUCCGCAGCCGUGGACGACAACAUCGGAGACGCGCGCCACGAGGGGAGGCCAUUUUGGGACAGAACCCUUAUUUGUGUGUGUCCGGCAGACGUCACAAAGGACGCCUCAGCCCACUUGGAGCACGAUGGGUCAACAAUAUCCGUGUCCAUGGCGCGAUGCAGUAGUGAUAACGAGUAUUCCACGGCCCGAUAACCAAGACGAACGGAAAGCGAACUCACAGAUGCCUCAGAGGUGAACUGCUGGGCGGCCAGGGGACGGCUGAAGCAGAUGAGUCGAAUCUGCGUCAGUCGUGUGGUGGGGGAUGCUUUACAAGCAAGAUAUCUUAUUCAUGACUCGCCGCGUGCCUUAUAAGGCAUAUUAUUACACAGCUUUCUAUUUGAAACUCCGCCUCCCGCGCAAAUGAAAGGCGCUGUCGACGAGAGCUGUGCCGCAGUGUCCUGGACAACGACAACGAUCAACGUCAGGGCUGUCGCGCCCAGCUGCCACGUAUGGGCCUCUCCAUGUGCAUGUCCUGCUGUGGCAAACGGCGCGCUCGCUGGUGCGACCGACUGUGCUCGCGAUCAGACUUUCGAGUCAGCUUUGCGGCACCGGACUGCGUUGAUUGACCGCUUCCGUGCACAUACUUACGUGUCCAUGCGGCUUUGGGCGCUGACUUGAGCCCCGUCGUCCUGAUUCGUAUCACUUCACAGCCUUCUUCCGAUCGCACGUUGCGAAAUUCAGUCGGUCAAGCAGCGAGCAAGAGAAUACGUAAGCGCUUGAGAUGAGGGUCGCCGUAGAGAUAAAGAGUCCCUAAAAGUAAUGCCCAGGAGCACGGGGGAAGAUUUCGGGGUUAUUGCUCAGGAGCGGACGGAUCUUGGAAGUAGAUAUCUAAUAGGGGCGGGCCGGGAGAGCAUCAAGAACAUCAGGGAGAGCAUCAGGAACCUCCGGGAGAGCAUCAUUUCUUUGACAGAUGGGCGCUGGCUUCGGCCGCAUGUGCGGCGACCACGGCCUGUGGCCUAAGGCGGCGCGCAGCGCUUCGGAAAUGAACCACAAGUCGUGCACGAGCUGAACAACGUAAGGGCGGCCGGGCCGGAGGCAGAGCAUCACGGGACAGGGCACCGCGACCACGUGAAGUCUCGUGUUCAACAGCCCACGAACAAAGAGGGGUACAGUUGAGCAGAGAAGGAGGAAAGCUUUCGGCGAUUGG